UGACUUUGCCUCUCACUUCCUUUCUUUCCUAUAUACUUUUAUUCCCUGUAAACAUUUUCAAAGCUAUUUGUCUAUUCAACAAACAUGGCUGAUAUCGAAGAACCAAUGGAAGUUGAUACUCAGGCAUCUACUGCCGAUGUUAAAGGCAAAGGCAAGGCUAGCAAGGACACCAGUGGCAAGAAACGAUUCGAAGUCAAGAAGUGGAAUGCAGUUGCUCUUUGGGCUUGGGAUAUUGUUGUUGACAACUGCGCCAUUUGCCGUAACCAUAUUAUGGAUCUCUGUAUUUCAUGCCAAGCCAACCAAGCAUCUGCCACAAGUGAAGAGUGCACUGUUGCAUGGGGAAUCUGCAAUCACGCUUUCCAUUUCCAUUGCAUCUCAAGAUGGCUCAAAACUCGACAGGUCUGCCCAUUGGAUAACAGAGAAUGGGAAUACCAAAAGUACGGACAGUAAAAAAGCAAUAUUUUUUUACAUGGAA
Lobosporangium transversale is the source of this 475-nucleotide messenger RNA. RefSeq names its product RING-box protein 1. The coding region runs from base 85 to 450 and encodes 121 amino acids. Gene Ontology annotation, biological process: ubiquitin-dependent protein catabolic process; protein ubiquitination. Lineage: Eukaryota; Fungi; Mortierellomycota; Mortierellomycetes; Mortierellales; Mortierellaceae. The record is from RefSeq and is a predicted model, not a curated record. Gene Ontology annotation, cellular component: nucleus; cullin-RING ubiquitin ligase complex. The transcript has 5 exons. Gene Ontology annotation, molecular function: zinc ion binding; ubiquitin protein ligase activity; cullin family protein binding.